Molecule: messenger RNA, 858 nt
Organism: Portunus trituberculatus (swimming crab)
Lineage: Eukaryota; Metazoa; Arthropoda; Malacostraca; Decapoda; Portunidae
Product: apoptotic chromatin condensation inducer in the nucleus-like
Exons: 8
Source: RefSeq, a predicted model, not a curated record
AUGGCGGCGGUGACUGCGGCAGGGCGGCGUGUUGCAGCGGCGGUGGGCUCAAUCUGUGCUGUCCUGAGAGGGAUGUUCAUCAUGGCUGCAUCCGCCGGCUCUGGGUUCGCUGAUCUUCACGUGCCUUCCUCCCUCCCCCCCGCCCCACCAGCCGCCCGCUCCCUGAUGCAAAGGACCUCCCCACUUCACACGGGAGCAAGGCGGUGGCGGUGUCGGCGGCUGAGAGAAGGAAUGACAACGGGGCCUAUAGCGCUGCGUGGGCGGCGUGGCACCACUAGCGGUCUGGCACUGCUGGACCAGAGUGUCAGGCGACCUAGCAGCCGCCAGUUACCGCUGAGCCGUGAUCGGGAGAGGUUGCGUCGCGCGGGCCUGAGACUGGUAAGCUGUCCUCACCGUGCCCACUCACUGCUCCUGCCGCUGCGUGACCUGACCCCAGCACCACCACCCGCGCCCCCCACACCACACCGGCGUCUCCUUGGCCUCUUCAUGUGCAGAUAUAACAAUGGUAAUGAGACUCUGGCCGCCACAGACACAUGGGUUGGCAGCGCUGCCAAACCGAUGCUGCAGGUCUUAACUAUCCACGCCCCGCCGCUGCCCGCCCAGAGUGAUGUCCUGAACGCCGACCGAGACAAGAGAGACCGAGACAAGAGAGACCGAGACAAGAGAGACCGAGACAAGAGAGACCGAGACAAGAGAGACCGAGACAAGAGAGACCGAGACAAGAGAGACCGAGACAAGAGAGAGAGAGACCGACAGAGAGAGAGAGAGAGAGACCGACAGAGAGAGGAGAGAGAGAGAGAGAGAGAGAGAGAGAGUAGGAAGAGGAAGAGAAGGAGAAGGGGAAAGAGGAGGAGGAGU